AACUGUCUCUGAAACAGACGAAUUUUCUUUCUUCUUGCAUCAUUGCACGUGGAGUUGCGCUACAAAAGUUAACUGUGGGUUUUUUUUUUUUAUUAAAAGAAUAAAUUAAUAAAUCGGAAAUAUUAAAUUAUUUUUUAAUCAAAGUUUAGUUAAAACGAAAUUUUUUAAAAGUAUUAGAAAAUGUUGUCCGCUGCACGAAUUCUUACUCGAGGAUGUACCGGUGUCACUGCCAAUAUUACAAGGCGACAAGAAUUUAGCACCAUUCUAAGAAAUGGAAUUGCUCCAAUGGUUGCUUUUCCACAAAAGAAUAGCGAAAUUAAUCAAUAUCGAUAUAAAUCUGAAGGAGUGAAGGGAGCAGUUAUAGGUAUAGAUCUUGGAACAACAUUUUCCUGUGUUGCUUGUAUGGAAAGUAAGCAUCCAAAAGUUAUUGAAAAUGCUGAAGGAUCAAGAACAACACCAUCUUAUGUUGCUUUUACCAAAGAAGGAGAACGACUGGUUGGAAUGCCAGCAAAACGUCAAGCAGUAACGAAUUCAUCAAAUACUUUUUAUGCCACAAAACGUCUUAUAGGACGUAAAUUUGAAGAUGCAGAAGUUAAAAAAGAUAUGAAAAUGGUGUCUUAUAAAAUUGUAAAAGCCUCGAAUGGUGAUGCAUGGAUUCAAGGUGGUGAUGGAAAAAUGUAUUCUCCAAGUCAAAUUGGGGCAUUUGUUCUUACAAAAAUGAAAGAAACUGCCGAAGCUUAUUUGAAUACACCAGUUAAAAAUGCCGUGAUUACAGUGCCUGCUUAUUUUAAUGAUUCUCAAAGACAAGCGACAAAGGAUGCUGGACAAAUUUCAGGUCUUAAUGUUUUGCGUGUUAUUAAUGAACCAACUGCUGCUGCACUUGCCUACGGAAUGGAUAAAACCGAGGAUAAAAUUAUUGCUGUUUAUGAUUUGGGUGGCGGUACCUUUGAUGUUUCAAUUUUGGAAAUUCAAAAAGGAGUAUUCGAAGUCAAAUCAACGAAUGGCGAUACAUUUUUGGGUGGAGAAGAUUUUGAUAAUGCAUUAGUUAAUUAUUUAGUUGCCGAAUUUAAGAAAGACCAAGGAAUCGAUGUUACCAAAGAUGCAAUGGCAAUGCAACGAUUGAAGGAAGCUUCGGAGAAAGCAAAAAUCGAAUUGUCAAGUUCAUUGCAAACUGAUAUUAAUUUGCCAUAUCUUACAAUGGAUUCAAGUGGUCCUAAACAUUUGAAUUUGAAAUUGUCGAGAAGCAAAUUCGAAAGUCUUGUUGGUGAUUUAAUUAAAAGAACAAUUCAACCAUGCCAAAAGGCUUUAUCAGACGCAGAAGUUGCUAAAUCUGAUAUUGGUGAUGUACUUUUGGUGGGUGGAAUGACUCGAGUGCCAAAAGUGCAACAAACUGUUCAGGAUAUUUUUGGUAGACAACCAUCAAAGGCUGUUAAUCCAGAUGAGGCUGUUGCUGUGGGAGCUGCAAUUCAAGGUGGCGUUCUUGCAGGAGACGUUACUGAUGUUCUACUUCUUGAUGUUACACCCCUUUCUCUUGGUAUCGAAACGUUGGGCGGAGUUUUCACAAGAUUAAUUACGCGUAAUACAACAAUUCCCACCAAAAAGAGUCAAGUGUUUUCAACUGCAGCUGAUGGACAGACUCAAGUAGAAAUCAAAGUUCAUCAAGGUGAACGUGAAAUGGCAAAUGACAAUAAACUUUUAGGACAAUUUAGCCUUAUUGGAAUUCCACCAGCGCCAAGAGGAGUACCACAAAUUGAAGUCACUUUUGACAUUGAUGCUAAUGGUAUUGUUCAUGUUUCCGCUAGAGACAAAGGAACUGGCAAAGAACAACAAAUUGUAAUUCAAUCGAGUGGUGGUUUAAGUAAGGACGAAAUUGAAAAUAUGGUCAAGAAAGCCGAACAAUAUGCCAAGGAAGACAAAAUGAAGAAAGAACGAGUUGAAGCUGUUAAUCAAGCAGAAGGAAUUGUUCACGACACUGAGGCUAAAAUGGAAGAAUUCAAGGCUCAAUUGCCACAGGAAGAGUGUGAAAAAUUGAAGGAAAUGCUUACAAAAAUGCGAGAAACUUUAGCAAAGAAAGACGAAACUGAUCCUGAAGAAAUCAAGAAACAAGUUAAUGAACUUCAACAAGCAAGUCUCAAAUUAUUCGAAAUGGCAUACAAAAAGAUGGCCGCGGAACGUGAAGGAGGACAAAGUCAAAGUCAAAAUUCUGAAACAGAAGGCGAAGCUGAAAAUAAAGAAAAGAAGGAAGAAAAGAAUUAAAAAUAAUUUGUACAUUUUGUAGGAUCAUUGCUAAUCUUAAUGAGAAGUAAAAGUGCAUUUUUUUUUCUAUUAAUUUGCCAUCUAGAAAUUUUAAGAAUAUAGUUUUUGAAAUUUAGUAUUAAUUUAAAAUAUAGUAUUCAAAAUUCAAGUUCUGAAAUGUACGCAAAAAAAACCACUGGUGGUUACAAAAACUAUAUAUAGUAUAUAUAUUUAGAAACAAAUUUUGAAUUGAAAAGACAAAACUGAAUAGUGGAGUUAAAACGAAAUAUUGUGAACUUCUUUUUUUUUAGUGCAACUACAGAAAUCACGUUCCUGAGUAUGUAUGAAAAAAAAAAAAACAAUAAUUUCCGAGUGCUUGAUGAUGAAUGACUGUUAUAGAGAAAAUAUUUAGAAUUGAAUGAUAACGUGUAAAUAAAUUAUAAUUAUUAAUGUUACUACGGUAACGACAAUAUUAUAUUGUAUUCCGAUUUUUUAUUUGACACAUACGCAUAAUGACGUAUUUUGCCUGUAUUUUUUUUGUCCAAAAUAAAAUCAUUAAAGUUUUUUCAUUUCUCAA
Leptopilina boulardi is the source of this 2812-nucleotide messenger RNA. RefSeq names its product heat shock 70 kDa protein cognate 5-like. The transcript has 11 exons. Gene Ontology annotation, cellular component: mitochondrion; cytoplasm. NCBI's taxonomy places the organism in Eukaryota, Metazoa, Arthropoda, Insecta, Hymenoptera, Figitidae. The coding region runs from base 181 to 2256 and encodes 691 amino acids. Gene Ontology annotation, molecular function: ATP-dependent protein folding chaperone; ATP binding; heat shock protein binding. The record is from RefSeq and is a predicted model, not a curated record. Gene Ontology annotation, biological process: cellular response to unfolded protein; protein refolding.